AUGGGGGCUACGCCGUGGGAGCCUGCCGUCGCGAUCCCGACACUGGUGGCUACUUCGUUGUCGGCUAUGGCCACGGGGUUCGUCAUCGUUCUCUGGCUGCUUUCGAAGGGGGAAAAGAAUUCGUUGCGGUAUUCACUCGUAUUAAACUUGACUUUUGCCGAGGGACAAUGCCCAGUACUGACCCAAGUUGCAGAGUUUAUCAACGCUGCCAACAACUUGGUGUCGGGAACAUACGUCGUUGCCACGAAGCAUGACCUCGAAUGGGGUCCCAGCUGCGAUGCCAAUGGAUGGAUAGGUCAAGUGUCGGUGCAGGCUGCCGACUUCUCAGUACUCGUCAUCGCCGUGGUGACUUUGUUGACCAUGAACUUCCAAUCCUGGGUGAUGCGCGCAUCCUUUAAACACAACGUGGCCAUUUGCCUAUCCACAUGGAUCGUCCCCCUGUGCACAGGUUCGAUCGCCCUGGCCAUCGGGAAAAUAGCACCAGUCUCCGGGAACUGGUGCUGGAUAUCCGAACAUCCGGGCAACUUGCGAUACAUCCUUACCCACGGCUGGCGAUUUGGCAGCUUCAUCAUCAUCCUCAUCAUAUACAUAUUCAUGUUUUGCCGCGUAUACAGCCACGUACGGAGAAGGAAGCGCCUCAACGGUAGCCGGAUAUACACCUUAGACCUCGAAUCCGAUUCAGUAGUCGAUAUCAACCUCGGUGCGGUGGUUAACAAAGACAAAGUAGACCAGGAGCUGACCUCUCCGCCCACACCGAGAGAGGCGGCGCCGUCGCAAGGUGAGCAACCAUGGCAAGGCAACUUGCCUUAUGGCUUUCGUUUGGCUGAACUGAGCAACACAGAACACCUAACCCGGCCCAAACGCACCGCGUCUCUAAGCCGCGACUUCUCCCUCGACGACCACCCGCCACGUAGCACGAAAUCCCUUGAGCGACCCCGAUCGCGGUCCCGAGUGCAGCAGGCCUCGGCACUCGACAACGAGAUGCGCCACUGGCUUCUGCUGUCGAUAUAUCCGCUUACGUACAUCCUGGUGUGGAUCCCGGGGAUCGCCAACCGGCUUGUGGAAAUGACGGGCGGCUCGUCACAUGUGCUUGAGAUAAUGCAGGCGACGACGCAGUUGACGGGGUUGGUGAAUGCGUUGGCGUAUGGGAUUAGGGAACAUCGGCAGACUUUGAAGAGGUGGCGGCGGUUGAGAGUUGAUGAGAUGAGAUGA
This is a messenger RNA of Pseudomassariella vexata, 1212 nucleotides long. RefSeq lists its product as uncharacterized. Lineage: Eukaryota; Fungi; Ascomycota; Sordariomycetes; Amphisphaeriales; Pseudomassariaceae. Bases 1 to 1212 code for a protein of 403 amino acids. Gene Ontology annotation, biological process: adenylate cyclase-activating G protein-coupled receptor signaling pathway. The record is from RefSeq and is a predicted model, not a curated record. Gene Ontology annotation, cellular component: plasma membrane. Gene Ontology annotation, molecular function: G protein-coupled receptor activity. The transcript has 3 exons.